AUGUUCCCGACGAACGCAGAGACUGUACCCAAGUCUCCCCAAACGAGAAAACGCCAUCCUCCUACCAGCCAACACUUACCUGGAACUCUGAUCACGCAGCUGGGUGCGCCCACACAUCUAUCUCAGCCUCGGAUAGCAAACACCCCACGGAGGCACCGGCUGUCGGCAAAAACCCUGAGUGUUCCAGCCCGGACCGCCCACAGCACUUACAAACGUGACACACAGAAGGCCCGGGUGCACGUCCGAAGGGGCAGAAGCAAGCAACACUCCCAGAGCAGAAAGCGAUCCUCACUGCCAACACAACCAGCGCACACUAAGGCACAGCUACGAUCCAGCAUCGGGAACCCAGACUGGCCGGAGAUAUUAAUUGACACCCUGAUUGCGGAGUAUGGCUUGGCCCCCCGACUCACCUCGAGGCCCGACUGCCUGCGUUAUCUCUCCAGGUUGCAGGACGGUGUCAUGCCCACUGUCGGUGUCGGCUGA
This is a messenger RNA of Pelobates cultripes (western spadefoot toad), 483 nucleotides long. The record is from the annotation of a GenBank genome assembly. Lineage: Eukaryota; Metazoa; Chordata; Amphibia; Anura; Pelobatidae.